Bacillus rossius redtenbacheri is the source of this 1825-nucleotide messenger RNA. RefSeq lists its product as uncharacterized. The coding region runs from base 1 to 1431 and encodes 476 amino acids. Lineage: Eukaryota; Metazoa; Arthropoda; Insecta; Phasmatodea; Bacillidae. The record is from RefSeq and is a predicted model, not a curated record. The transcript has 7 exons. Gene Ontology annotation, molecular function: cytokine activity; growth factor activity. Gene Ontology annotation, cellular component: extracellular region.
AUGCGAGUGCGCGAGUACGCGAGAGCACAAGAGCCCAAGAGUGCGAGGGCGCGAAUGUUCAAAUGUGCGAUUGGGCAAGUGCGCAAGAGCGCGAGUGCGCGAGUGCGCAAGAUGGAAAGAGCACAAGUGUGCAAGUGUGCAAAAGCCCAGUCCUCGUCGGCCUCCUGGGCUGCCGAAGUGCACCAGCCGCUCGGGUCUCCUGCGUCCGCUCGCCGCCAUGGUCAACCGUCAGAGUCCUCGCUCGUUCUCUCGCGCGCCGUCACGACUGAAGCGCUCGCCGCGCACCUGGCGGGGAAGCCUACAACUCACGUUACUGGUUUAACUGAUAGUGGCGCGGAUGUGCGGAGGGGGCGAGGGGUGCCCUGUCCACGGCCGGUUUCCCGCGCGGCCGUCCAUUGGCCCGCCGUGCCGGGAGGGCGGGGGCCCGGUGACGAGCUCGCCAUAAGAGCGAACACGGCCGGGCCGGCGGCACGAGUGGCAUCAGCGCACGUGCACGAGAUGUUCCCGGCGGCGUGGCUCGUGCUGCUGGCGGCCUCGGCGGCGGCGGCGGCGGCGGCGGCCUGCCAGGGCUGCGGCGCCCGGCGCGCGGCGCUGGCCGGCGAGCAACUGGCGGCCGCGCGCGUCGAGCUCAUCAAGCGCCAGAUCCUGGACAAGCUGCGGCUGCAGGAGCCGCCGCGGCCGCGCGCGCCGCCCCCGCAGCUGCCGGCGCCGCUGGCGGGGGGCGGCCCGGCGCCGCCGCCGCAGGGCGACGGAGACGCCGACGCCUUCUACGGCCGGACGGACCAAGUCAUAUUGUUGCCCAAGGAAGAAGUACCACAUUGGAGCAAUGAAGGAAGCGAACUGAGCAGAAAGAUUUUCGAUAGCAGAGAAAGUUAUACUGAAGAUGGGUGGAUUAAGCUUAAAAUGACGAGGAUAGUGAAAGACUGGCUUCAUUACCAGGAACGCUCUCAUAAAAUCCACAUAGAGUGUACGACUUGCUCUAGAGAAUCGAACCAAACGGCAAUGUUCACUGAUGAAAAACACAAAACUGUUCUUGCUGUUCAUGUCAACGCUACGAAAAAGAAUCAUCGCGUGAAAAGGAACAUUAACUGCUCUCCUGGAGUGAGCGAGUGCUGCAGGGAAGAGCUGUAUGUUUCGUUCGCCGAAAUUGGCUGGGGAGACUGGAUACUGCAGCCACAGGGGUACCACGCUUACUUCUGCCGCGGCUCAUGCUCGAACGCUCCGGCGCUCACUGUCACUGGCUCCUACUACACCACUAUCAUUCAGAAGCUGAUUCACCGCAAUCACCAACUAAACAGAGACAUCGAUUUAUCACCAUGCUGCACCGCUACCCGUCUCUCUUCAAUCCAGUUGCUCUACAUGGACGGAAACGAAACAAUAACGCAAAAAACAUUACCAAACAUGGUAGUAGACUCUUGUGGAUGCAUGUGAUUUAUAUAUAUGCGUGCACUAAAACAUAACAGUAUUUUUGGUACCUGCAGAGAGUAGGCUCAAACGUGCAAAUUGCCACAAGCUGAUCUUCAGUAAAAUCUUCUGUGUUUAGAUUUAUUGAAUUAAAACAUACUAUCUGAAAAUUAUGAACAGAAUCUCACGAAACACAGGAAUUGAUUUACAUACAUUUGUUAAUAUUUUGGGUGAUUUAUGUAUAUACUGUAAUACUAUACUUAAAACAGUUUGUUUCAUUAGUAUAAUUAUAGUCUAAGUGUUUUAUUUGGACAGCCAAAUAUUACAAACGAACUUAUAUUUUUUUACAAUAAUUUUUUUAAAUAUAUUUUCUGCGGAACUGGAUAAAAAUAAACUUCGCAGUGUGUUUUAUGUAAAUAUU